CUUGGCUCGAGUUUAAAUACUUGCGAAAUUGUGUUAAGCUCUAGUUGCUUUACUUCAUUCGCAUUUAGUCAUCCUAUGCGUUUAUACAGUUUAAAUUCAGGGAAGCCUAUUUGUUAUGUGAUGUGAGAAAUAUGUUCUACAAAAAUACAAUUAUACACGUAUAUGCCAUCAGUAUUCUCUAUGAUGAGUGGAUUACAGUCAAAUACUUUUGAUAAUAUCAUCCUUUUAUGUGAUUCAUACAAAGUGAGUCACUAUUCUCAGUAUCCUGCUGGCACAGAAUUUAUUUACUCUUAUUUCGAAAGCCGUGGCGGGAGAUUUCCCAAUUCUGUAUUUUUUGGAUUGCAGUAUAUUUUGAAAAAAAAUUUAGUUGGUCAAGUAGUCACACAUGAAAAAAUUGAUGAAGCAAAAUCUAUUUUACUCAGCCAUUUCGGUAGAGAUAUUUUCAAUGAAGAGGGGUGGAGAUACAUUGCUAAUCACCAUAAAGGUUACUUACCAAUUAUUAUUAAGGCAGUACCUGAAGGUACGUUGGUGCCUACAAAAAAUGUCUUAAUGACUGUUGAAAAUACCGACCCAAAGUGUUACUGGCUUACUACGUAUCUUGAGACUAUAUUAGUACAGGUUUGGUAUCCGAUGGCUGUGGCAACAAAUUCACGAGCAAUGAAACAAAUUAUUGUUAAGUAUCUUCAUGAAACUGCAGAUGACUGUUCUACAGAAUUUAGACUACAUGACUUUGGAUUCCGAGGUGUCUCCUCCAUUGAAUCUGCUGCAAUUGGUGGCACUGCACAUUUAGUGAAUUUCAAAGGAACUGACAGUUUGGUUGCCUUGUUAUUCGCCAGGAGGUAUUAUAAUUGCCCAACAGCUGGAUUCAGUAUACCGGCCACAGAACACAGUGCAAUGACUGUAUGGGGUGAAGAGAAUGAAACAAAUGCAUAUUCAAAUUUACUCAAUUUAUAUCCUGAUGGAACAUUCGCCUGUGUCUCCGAUAGUUAUGAUAUAUGGAAUGCAUGCAGUAAUAUAUGGGGUGAAGCAUUACGUGAUAAGGUUAUAAAUCGUAAUGGUACAGUUGUUAUUCGACCGGAUUCAGGUGAUCCAGUUGUAAUUAUGCCAAAAGUAUUAGAUAUUUUAGGCAGCAAGUUUGGAUAUAAAAUCAAUUCUAAAGGUUACAAAGUUCUACCAUCGUGUAUACGAGUUAUACAAGGUGAUGGUGUUUCAUUAGAAUCAUUAGAUCCUAUUCUGAAUAGUAUCAAAAUAGCUGGUUGGAGUGCUGAAAAUGUUAGUUUUGGGAGUGGUGGUGCAUUAUUACAACGUUUAAAUCGUGAUACACAAAAAUGUGCUUUCAAAUCAAGUUUUGCUAUAGUUAAUGGUCAUAAGAUUCAAGUUUCCAAACAUCCAAUCACUGAUCCACAAAAAAAUUCGAAAAAAGGUCGUUUAACAUUAGAAAAAUGUCCAAUAACCGGUAUACUUAUAACUGUAGAAGAAGGUUGUGGUAGUCCAUAUAAUGAUUUACUUAUCCCAGUUUAUGAAAAUGGUGUCUUAUUAAAAGAUUAUACACUGGAUGAAAUACGUGAACGAAUUGAAAAGUAUCCACUUGAAGAUUAACAUAUAUAUUUGUUCUUUUUAUUAUUGAUCACUUACUAAUGAUUAUGUAAUAAAUUUAAAAUGAAUAACAAUGUGAUGACUAUUUUACUAUCCAGGUAUUUUCCUUUUAAUAAUAAUUUGCAUCAUUUUCCGGUACAAUUUUACCCCUUCCUAUCUCCUUUUUUUUGUAAACAUAUGUAUGUAUGUAUGUGUGCGUGCGUACGUGCGUGUGUAUGUGUAAAUGAAACUAUUACAGAAUAUGUAUACAAACAAAUAUUCUAUAUGUAAUCGUUCUUUAAGGGAUUUCUUAUAAAUAAUAUCAGAAGGGGUUUUUGUGAAUAUUAUAAGUAAUUUCAAUGGUAUAGAUUAUAUGAGAUAAUUGAAGCUGAAAGCUUCCAGGUAUAUUUCCAUGGUAAUCUAGCUUCAAUGGAAUCAUGAUCUCAACUAUUGAAAGUAUUAUAUCAAUUAGUUUAAUAAACCAUUUCAUUUUAUGCAUAUAUAUAAUUAGAAAUAGUUUUUUUUAAAUAUAAACUAUCAUACUACUUAUUAGAUGAUAUUAAAUAAGUAGUAUAGAAUAGAUUUGAAUAUAAAAUAAAAAAAUUAUUCUUAUUAUUCACUAUCAUUUGAGUAGUUGUUAAAUCUUGUUUUAAAAAAAAGAAACAGAUAAUAUUGAUGAAAUAUAAAGAGUGUUUCAUGUUUUUUUUUUGUUGCCUAUCAUCUUGAUUACGUAAUCAAAGUGUAUUCAAUCAUAAUAAACAUUGAAACGAUCGAGUUUUCUUUUGUUGUUGUUUUUCUUUUUUUGUUUUUGCUCAAUGAUUGAAAUCUUCUUGAAGUAUGAUUUAUAUGGAGUUUCCUUUUUGUUCUGUUUUGUUUUUGUUUUGUUUUUGUUUUUUUUUUCUAAUAGAAAAUUUAUUAUUUGUAUACUUGAUCAUUGUAUUUGACAUUUCAUAUUUGCUAAUUUAUCCCCUACCCUCCAUCCCUCCUUCUGUACGCAUCAACAUACAUAUAUAUGUAUAUAUGCAUAAAAUAGUAAAGUGAUGUAUAAAUGAAGGAGGAGGAGGAAGAGGAGAAGGAGGCUAAUUUCCUUCUUCUUGUUUGUAUUGUGUUUUUUUUUCUAGAAAAAAAUUUCUUUAUUUUUCCAUGAACAGAGUAUGAAUGAUUGUAAACAAUAUAUUUGUUUGUUUGUUUUUUUUCGAAAUAAAAUGAACUUAAUUAUUAGUGUUUAUAGUUCUAUGUAGCUUUUCAUCGGUUAUACAUGUAUUUGUGUAGGAAACACUACUUACUUACUUACUUACUUAC
Schistosoma spindalis is the source of this 2877-nucleotide messenger RNA. Lineage: Eukaryota; Metazoa; Platyhelminthes; Trematoda; Strigeidida; Schistosomatidae. The record is from the annotation of a GenBank genome assembly.